Molecule: messenger RNA, 765 nt
Organism: Pararge aegeria (speckled wood butterfly)
Lineage: Eukaryota; Metazoa; Arthropoda; Insecta; Lepidoptera; Nymphalidae
Exons: 6
Coding region: 166-720 (184 amino acids)
Source: RefSeq, a predicted model, not a curated record
CAGUCUAUUUUGGUCGCCACCCAAACAGCGAAAAUACAUAUCCACUGCAUUUAUACUGAGCUUAAAUUCAGUUAUGUUAACAGAAUUCUAAUUUCGAAACAAUAAACACAUCGAAUUAAAUAAAUCAAUUUCAGGGUGUAUUAGAAACGUAACGCUAACGAAAUAAUGAGUGGGUGUCGUUAUAAAUUCGUGCGUAUCAGUAAGACGUUGGUUAUGAUAUUUUUUUGUUUACUUUCAAAUACGAAGGCAACAUCUAUGGGUGAGGAAAAUGCAAUAAGCUCUGGGUGUGGGGAGGUUGGAGAUUGUAUUGCUGGUCAAGACUGCGAUAACAAAUGUGGUUGUGAUUCCUCAGCAGCCGUUUUAUUCUACAAUGAAACAUUAGACGCAUGUGUAGUUGAUGUGAAAAAACUUUUACAAUCGUUGCAAGAAAGAUAUAACAUUCAAGAAAAAUUACGCAUGGAAGUUGUGAGAGUAUUCCAAGGGGUUACUGUAUCUGUUAUAUUAUUUAUGACGUGUGUCGGUGUUUGCGUUUGCACAUCUUGCAUUUAUUGCAUUCGUAUAAAUUAUAUAGACAAUCGGAUGAAAAACGAUAUAGAAGCUUUAGCCGCCAAAUUAAAAAGAGAAUGUCGUUUGAAAAAAUCCUUAAAGUCGCCUUCGUCGGAUCAAAAAGCAGAGAGUUGCAAUAUAAUCGUUGAAGAAGCUGGUGUGUUUGUUGUUUAACAAAUAGGACUGUUUUAUUGUGAAUAAUAUAUUGGUGUUCCAACA